UCACAGAAGCCGACUCGUACAGGGGCCACCAAACCAGAAACCCAACACCACCCCGCCUUCCUGGUCACCGGCGAGAUGGCCUCGUCGGCGGCGUACCACGAGACGGACGAGAAUCUGGAGGCCCUCAUCAGCCGUAUCGAGCAGAAGUCCCGCAAGAUCGAGACUCUCCUCAAGCAGUCGAAGCCGGUGGAGGCCCUGAAGACGGCGCUCGAGGGCUCGCCCCUCAAGACCCGCGAUGAGCGAUGCAAGUCGGCGAACUGGAUCGUGGUGCACCGCGCCAUGAUGGCGAUCAGGGACAUCGACGGCAUGUUCAACUCGCUGGAUCCCGAGUACUACGACAUCCUCAUGAAGUACCUGUACAGAGGUUUGUCCACGGGUGACAGGCCAACUUGUGACCAAUGCCUCAAAAUUCAUGAAAAACUGACGGAGAAAGCAGGCUUAGGAUGCAUACUGAGGUCACUUGCUGAUACUGUAAACACUGUGUGAGCUUCAUCUUCAUGAAGGGUGUAUGCGAAAAGGUUAUGUCAUAUGCUGUGAAAAUCUUGUCAGGGCGAGUUUAGUUUGUCUGGAAAGUGGUUAUGCAGGUAAUUGUUGUUGACGCCUUCUCGGCGCUUUCUGCCAGCUUGGUAUAUUGUUGCAUUGUGCCUUACUAGUGGCGGAAGUGCUGUUGUAGUUUUAUCCGCCGUACCGUGGAUUAUGACAAACCAUUGUUUUUUCUGGUACUCCGGUUAAAUUCCAAACAGAUUCCGAUGUCAGAAUUGCCUGGGAAGUUUUGAUCA
Molecule: messenger RNA, 779 nt
Organism: Lolium rigidum
Lineage: Eukaryota; Viridiplantae; Streptophyta; Magnoliopsida; Poales; Poaceae
Product: actin-related protein 2/3 complex subunit 5A
Exons: 4
Coding region: 76-486 (136 amino acids)
Biological process (GO): Arp2/3 complex-mediated actin nucleation; regulation of actin filament polymerization
Cellular component (GO): Arp2/3 protein complex; cytoplasm; actin cytoskeleton
Molecular function (GO): actin filament binding
Source: RefSeq, a predicted model, not a curated record